Molecule: messenger RNA, 1893 nt
Organism: Symbiodinium sp. CCMP2456
Lineage: Eukaryota; Dinophyceae; Suessiales; Symbiodiniaceae
Source: the annotation of a GenBank genome assembly
AUGAAGGGAUUGGUCAAGGAUCUUCGCGACAACUUCAGCGAUUCUUCCGAAGUGAAGAAGUCCAUGAAGGAUCUAGACGACCAGGUUCAGAAGAUGGAGUUUCAGUAUGAGAAAUGCAAUGAAAUCCAAGCAGCAUGUUCUUCAGCAGUGCGGACAGCCCGGAAUCUGGUCCGGGAUUUGGGCAACUCUGCCAGAGCUAGUGGAGGGCUCGUCGAGCUUUCGAAGUGUAGCGACAGGAAUGCUGAAAGGGAUUCUCACCGAUUGCUUACGAAGCGACUGCACCUGAGCCUUGAAACACAUGUGCCACUGCGCAGUUUGAUGCAUUGUGGCAACAAGUUGACAAUUCUGCACCUCCAAGACUGGAUCCGAUUUUUGCUGGUCAAGAAUUGCUUUCAUAUUCUUACAGGACUGGUUCGACCAGACGAGAUUCGACAAGAAGCAAUCCUACGGCAUUUCUGGGAGCGGUACAAGAUUUCGAAUGAGUCUCAUCCGAUAUAUGAAUUGGAACGGCAGGGAAAGAUUUCAUUGGAGCGAACCGCCCCAUUACUGUAUCACGGGGACGAAGGCAGAGGCCGCCGACGCUUGCCGUUUCUUGUCACAAGUUGGUCAUCCAUGCUAGGACGUGGAGCAGAACCAGCUGAUCGAUUUCGCAAGAAGCACGGUGUUCGCAAAGAGUACAUCAAACAUCGGACAAAUUUCCGGGGGCACUCGUUCACGAACCGGUUUCUCCAGGCUGGAUGGCCAAAGAAGGUCUACGAGGAAGAAGGUGCCUUCGACAGGCUGCUUCGAUGUUGUAAGCGUGACAACGAUGUUAUGCUUCACGAGGGUCUCGUGGACGAGAGGACCGGCAAAAAAUACUUUGCCAUAGUACUGGCGGUGGUGGGGGAUUGGCAAUGGCUUGCGAAAUCGGGAAAGCUUGCCCGUAACUACAACCAUGUUACGAAGAACUGCAAACAUGUCGAGAACCCUGAGGGGAUUUGUCAUUUAUGUCGAGCGGGACAACGAGACCAUCCUUUUGAGACUUUUCAGACACGAAGCCCUUCGUGGUUGCAGACCUUUUGUUUGCAAGACCCUUUUGUGGAGCACUCACCCCUGGCAAACUUGCCACACAUGCCUGGCCAAGCAGCAACGCUGUUCAAGUACGAUGUAUGGCACACAUGCCAUCUGGGAAUUUGCAAACCUUUGGCUGGUUCAGCAUUGGCUUUACUGAGCCUGACAUAUCCUGGCAGAAGCAAAGACGUGAAGAUGGAGCAGCUCUCCGACAACUUUAUGGACUGGUGCCAGCGCAACGGGCGCCAACCUUUGCUGACGAAGAUAACGAAGGACACGAUUUUGUGGGACAACAACGCCAACUUCCCCAGCGGAAGUUGGUACAAGGGUUCUCUUUCCACGACCAUGUGCGAGUACAUCGAGGAUGUGACGAAAGACAAGACUUUUGAUGAUGUGCUUUUGAUGAAAUGCAGUGAGGCCGUGCAGGCCUUGAACAAGUUUAUCACUGGCCUUUACCAGGCUGACGUGUUUUUGUCGAGCGAGCAAGCUUACACGCUGGGGGAAUACGGAUUGAAGUUUUUACGUCGAUACUCUUGGUGUGCAGGGGAAGCCGCUCGACAAUCCAGGUGUCUCUUCAUCAUUUUGCCAAAAAUGCAUUGCCUACAACACAUAUGUUUACAGGACCUCGUCCUUGCGUCCCAGCGCUUUGAUCUUGUCGUAAAUCCGCUGGUCCACAGCGUCCAACUAUGUGAGGACUUUGUGGGGCGAAAUUCCAGAACGAGCCGCAGAAUCCACCCGUCUACCUGUACUUUGCGUGCGGCACAACGCCACUUGCAGCUUGCUUACACGAAGUAUGUCGAAGCCGGAUAUCUGGUGGAUGACAGCGCACAAAACGAGAAGUAG